GCGCUUUACCACCGGCUCAACCUUAUAGCCUAUGCUGACAAGCUGCGUGUGUACCAGGAUUAGGUUAUGUUUUAUCACUUCAGUUUUCAUGACAAUAGAAAAAAUAUAUAAACCACAUUUCCGUGAUUUUAAAAGUUCUUGCUGAUAUUGCGUGUCGGUAUAAUUUGCUUGCACAACCUGCUGAACCUGUACAACUGCGGGGCGGACCUUCGCACGCGUUCCCCAAGUCACGGAGGCAAGUUGUGGAGAGAGAGAGAGAGAACUGACUGCCGCGUAGACCCAAUAAAUAUCUGAGGACUUUCGCAUUCGAAUGACCGACAAGAGGCUAUCUUGCGCGUUGCGGACUGAUCCGGUUUCAGCCUAAUUUAAUUCAAUAUCCAUUAAUCGAUUUUUACCGUUAAAUUGACUAAGGUACCUACAGUUAUUUGCCUAUCGGUUUUAGACAGGCUGUUAUAGCCUUGGUGGAAAAACGCGGAUAAUGCUUGGUCAUAACGAUCAGAUGACAGUAACACGUGCUGUCAUAUCUUAUUGGCUCCGUUUCAAAAUUAAUACCAGAUUACAUUUUGCCCUGACUGAAGUGACUUGUUAAUUAGAAAAACCGGACACUUGUUCCUGCACUUUUAAAUCAACCACAUUUAUAUUAAAAAAUGAGAUCAAAGGGCAUCUUUUUACUUCUACUACUGGGUACGUUAACGGCAUAUUAUGUUUACUUACCCAUUCCGGAUGAAAUGGAAGAGAGAUGGAAGUUGAUGGCCACAGACUGCUUUUUCAGAAGCCUCAGUCACCUGGCAGACCUGAGUGAGUUACUGGGUCUAAAGGACUACAUGGAGAUCAUGAUGUUCAUCACCUUCGCAGAGGAAGUGGUCACAGAGUCAGACGAGCAUGUACGGGUGACGGUGGAGGUGUUUGACGGGGUAGAGGUGGUGGUCUAUGAGCCAGGCCAGCAGGGCGGCGACGGGGAGCUGAGGAGGGCAGUUAUUUACCUGCAUGGAGGGGGAUGGUGUCUGGGCAGUGCGAGAAUGGGACCGUAUGAUCUUCUUGCCAGACAGAUGGCCAGCAAACUUAAUGCUGUUGUGGUUUCUGUGGAGUACCGGCGGGCCCCAGAACACCACUUCCCUGUCCCGUUUGAAGACGUGAAUCGUGUGGUCAGGCACUUCAUCCAGGCACAGGUGCUGGCCCAGUAUACUGUGGACCCGGGCCGCAUUGCCGUGGCAGGGGAUAGUGCAGGGGGCAACCUGGCAGCUGCUGUUGCCCAACAGCUGGAGCAGGACCCUGAACAGCAGGUGGCGCUAAAGGCUCAGGUUCUACUCUACCCAGUGCUGCAGGCACUGGACCUCAACACGCCGUCGUACCAGCAGAACCAGGACAUGCCCAUCCUGCCCAAGACUCUGAUGGUGCGCUUCUGGAGCCAGUACUUCAGCCGAGACAAGGCCCUGUUCCACGCCAUGAUGGCAAACUCGCACAACAAACUGGAGUCGGCCGGCCUGAUGAAGUACGUCAACUGGAGCGUGCUCCUGCCCGAGAGCUUCCGCGAGCCGUACACCUACAGCGCCCCCGUGGCCGAGACCUCGGACCUGUCCCACAAAAUGGCCGCCAUCACCGACCCCCGAGCCUCCCCGCUGCUGGCCCCGGACUCCGUGCUCCGGCUGCUGCCCAAGACCUAUGUCCUGACGUGCGAGUACGACGUGCUGCGAGACGACGGGAUCAUGUACGUCACGCGCCUGCAGAGGGCCGGCGUCGACGUCACGCACCAACACUACGCCACCGGUUUCCAUGGCGCCAUGCUGUUCACGCUGUGGCCGACCGAGUUUGAGAUAGGGCACAGGAUGACGGACAACUACAUCCACUGGCUGAAGGAAAACCUGUAGGUCACCACCCUCUUCCUGUUAUGUGUGGCUGUCGGUUCUGUAGGGAGGCGUAUAUUCUUUUAUGAAUUUAUGAGUUCUAUUUGUUCUGUUGUCUUUUUGGUGAUUGUUUUUGUUUGUGCUUUCAUUUUUGAAAGUGGGCACACCUGAGAGUUCUCAAUGUACAUUAUUAUACAUUGUGUCUGUUACAGAUUUCUUUAAAGCUGUAUUCUGAAUAUUUAUUAAUUUGCAGUUUGUAAUUACAAAUAAUUGUAUGCAGCAUUUAACCAAGUUGGUGGAGACUUUUCUUUUCUAAACAAAAAUGAAACAGAAACAGGAAAUGGUCAAUCAUUAAGCCAGGUUUUCAGCAUUUUUUUUUCUUUGAGGGCAAAUGUUUAUCUGGUGAUGUACAUCAAUCUGUAAUUAUCCAUACCAUGAAGUCUGUUUCAGUUGUUGGCCUCUGGUGUAUGGAAAACAUAUAUGCAUAACCUCGAUGCUGUGGCUUUUGUUGCCUCAGGCUAUUAUGUGCAUUACACAAGAACUCUUAGAAAACGCUUGAAGAAAGUGAUGCCCUUUCACUGAAAAAAGAUUGCAUCAUUUCCUCAAGACAGUUGACACAGCAUGAGUCUUGUGAUUCAGCAGUGAAGAAUCCCGUUCUACUAGAGUGGAUGAAGAAUGCUGAUGGUGUUGAAAAUGGCAUUGAACUCUGGCCAUGUCUGGACAUGUCCCUAUCACCCCCUCUCUGAAGUCCUCACUCUGGUCUCAGGGGCCGCAUAUAGGGGGCCCCAGACUGCUCUGCAGUGACUGCACUCUCAUCUACACCUCUUUUUUGUACAUUGUGGCAACUGGGGCCAAGUCUGCGGGAAGGAAGCAGAGCACUCUACUGGUUAAGUAGGCACACACCUAGACUGCCUUAGGAAUCAGUCCAGGAUUUUAAAAGGUGUGCUUCAUUCCACAAUUGACGGCUGAGCCCGGGGAACCGUCACCAGAGAGAGCUGUGAGAGAGCUUAUUUUUGCCUGGAACCCGUGAGGGGGAAGGGCAAAGUAUUUUUGUUUAUUUUAGUAAAUGCUCUAGCUCUCUCUCUCCCUCUCUCCCUCCCCCACUCCACCGAUACGGUAAUAAAAGACAGCGCAACCCGGAA
Molecule: messenger RNA, 2986 nt
Organism: Conger conger (European conger)
Lineage: Eukaryota; Metazoa; Chordata; Actinopteri; Anguilliformes; Congridae
Product: arylacetamide deacetylase-like
Exons: 5
Coding region: 648-1868 (406 amino acids)
Cellular component (GO): membrane
Molecular function (GO): carboxylic ester hydrolase activity
Source: RefSeq, a predicted model, not a curated record